UUCAGCUUCUUCUUUGUUUCUGGUUUUGUGGUGGAAGCCUCAAUGAAUUCCGCAAGCAAAGCUCCCUGUUCGAGCGAGGUUGCUGAGGAGAGUGGUUGGACUACGUACUUUGAGGAUUUCUUUGAUGGCAAGAGGUCCUCUAUAUCUUCUGGUGUUGUUGCUUCUUCCUCUUCUCUUCUUUCUGAUGCUGCUACGACAAACAAAUUAGCUAAUGUUCACGAAUUUUCUGGGAGUCAAAAUGGCGAGAGAUUGAGUUUUAAAAAGAGAAAGAAGAAGGACAUAGCAACUAUGGUUGACGAUGCUUUGGAAGAUACCGCAAGUUCUCCCCUCAACAGUCCCAAGGUUUUACAGGAGAAUCGGUCAGACAAACCAAAACAAAUGGAGGACAUACGCCUUUCUGCAGAGGAGAAAAGGAAUAUCUCAGGAGAAAGAGAGGAGAGGAAAGAAAUGGGAUUUAUGGAAAGGGAAAGUGACUGCACAGAACUGAAGAAGAGAGGCCUUUGUUUGGUUCCUUUGUCUAUGGUUGUCAAUUAUUUUGGUUAAUAAUUGAUUCUUAGUUUCUCAUAAUUUCUUCACUCAUGCACCCUUUCAUGAACAUAACCACUCCAAUCAAAGCAUUUUGUACAUAAUCAUGAAUUGAUAAUGCAGUCACUCGU
Molecule: messenger RNA, 656 nt
Organism: Neltuma alba
Lineage: Eukaryota; Viridiplantae; Streptophyta; Magnoliopsida; Fabales; Fabaceae
Product: vascular-related unknown protein 1-like
Exons: 3
Coding region: 43-543 (166 amino acids)
Biological process (GO): xylem development
Source: RefSeq, a predicted model, not a curated record